Coturnix japonica (Japanese quail) is the source of this 1736-nucleotide messenger RNA. RefSeq names its product cathepsin Z (gene CTSZ). Lineage: Eukaryota; Metazoa; Chordata; Aves; Galliformes; Phasianidae. Gene Ontology annotation, biological process: proteolysis. The record is from RefSeq and is a predicted model, not a curated record. Gene Ontology annotation, molecular function: cysteine-type peptidase activity.
CUCCUGCCGGCGCUGCGCUUGGUUCCGUGGUGCCGCUCAUCAUGGCCGGUCCGGCGCGGCGCCUCGCGGCCUUUGUGCUGCUGCUGUGCGGCUGCCUGAGCUCCUGCCGGGCCGGGCUGUACGUCAAGGAGGGGCAGCACUGCUACAAGCCGACCCCGCGCAGGACGCCGGGGCUGAGAACAUACCCCCGGCCUCACGAGUACCUGGACAUCGCCAAACUCCCGCAGAGCUGGGACUGGAGGAACGUCAAUGGCAUCAACUACGCCAGCACCACCCGCAACCAGCACAUCCCGCAGUACUGCGGGUCCUGCUGGGCACACGGCAGCACCAGCGCACUGGCAGAUCGAAUCAACAUAAAGAGAAAAGGUGCGUGGCCUUCUGCCUAUCUCUCAGUGCAGAAUGUGAUUGACUGUGCUAACGCAGGAUCCUGUGAAGGUGGAGACCACACGGGUGUCUGGAUGUACGCCCACGACCACGGGAUUCCAGACGAGACCUGUAACAACUACCAGGCUAAGAACCAAAAGUGCAAGAAGUUUAACCAGUGUGGAACAUGUGUCACGUUUGGAGAAUGCCACGUGAUUAAGAACUACACCCUCUGGAAAGUUGCUGACUACGGUGCUGUCAGCGGAAGGGAAAAAAUGAAGGCAGAAAUCUAUGCUAAUGGACCAAUUAGCUGUGGUAUAAUGGCUACUGAGAAGCUGGAUGCUUACACUGGAGGACUCUAUAUGGAGUACAACCCCUCACCCACAGUGAAUCACAUUGUAUCCGUGGCUGGCUGGGGUGUAGAAAAUGGAACAGAAUACUGGAUUGUUCGUAACUCGUGGGGUGAACCCUGGGGUGAAAGAGGGUGGCUGAGAAUUGUGACAAGUGCAUAUAAAGGUGGAAGAGGAGCAGAGUACAAUCUUGCUGUUGAAGAGGACUGUGCGUACGGAGAUGUUAUACUUCCUUGAUUCUACACUCCACAUCUUCCUUUUUUUUUCCCCAAUAACUUUGGAAUCAUCCCAACAAAACCCUGAUCUGCUUAAAGAAUAGCCCCAAACUUCCACAGCACAACCCCAUCAUGCUGUUAUGCAAAACUAGUCCAGGUAAUACCACACUGAGUCUCCAAAGUAAAACCAAUACAAAGCUGCCUUCAGAUAAUUACUCAGAAUUUAAAAAUUAAAGAAGUAAUUCACCUAUGAAGGUUCUCUGCCUUGUUGCACAGUAUUGUAACCAUGCUCUCUUCCAGAAGCUGUAUGUAAAUCCUGGUGUGUGUAUAUAUACUUUUAAAUAAAUACAAAUUAUGUAGUGUACUGGGACAGGAAAAGGGUACACAGUAUUUGGGUCUAGAGCUUAUACCAAAGUAACAAUUGCAUGGUAUUUGCUUAAUACUUUGUUUUUAAAUCUGCAUAAACUGAAGUCUGGACAUGAUAUACUCAAAAACUAAAUCCUCCCAGUGAGAAAAUGUUUCUGUAAGUCUCAUUGCUUUUAUCCAGCCAAGGCAAUAACAGGGCUUAAAUCUUAUAUUUGCUCUAAUUCCUUGCCUUAAUUUAUGACUGGCUCUGGUAUUUUGUUUCUAGAGAGGCAAAGCAUAAAUUGCUACAAGCCAGAGCUCUCCUCCUGUUCACUAAUAUGAGGAAAGGCCAUAAAUUCUAUUCCCUAAAACUGAGUCAAUUACUAAGUGGCAAUCAGUGCCGUAUCAAGCAUCACUAACUGGCAUUGUUAAUUGUAUGUAAUAAAAUGACAGUAUUACCUUA